ACCUCUCACUUUGGCAUAAGCAAUUUUUGCCAGAUAUGGACAAGCUAUUAAAUAAAGAAUUAAUUAAUGCUAAUCGGACAUUAAAACAAAUUAUAUCCGCAUACCAAACGGAGUUGGUGAAUAUUCGCGCCGAAUUAAUGGAACAGCGUCGCGUUCGAGUUGAGGCAGAACAUCGACGAAAACGUGUAUUGGAGAUACUGAGCCAUAACCAAACUGCACAGAUCAUGAAUUCUCAGUCCGGUAUCCGCGCACAAAGUGGUGGGAGGGAACAAGUGCAGGGAGCACACGCCUUAGAAGCACACAGCUUGUUUCAUACAUUCGACGCUCAAGUGCCAUGUGCCGACAACAAAGUGUAG
This is a messenger RNA of Rhagoletis zephyria (snowberry fruit fly), 356 nucleotides long. RefSeq lists its product as uncharacterized. The record is from RefSeq and is a predicted model, not a curated record. NCBI's taxonomy places the organism in Eukaryota, Metazoa, Arthropoda, Insecta, Diptera, Tephritidae.